AUGCCCGCCAAACGCGCCCCCCAAAUCUCCCCCCACGCCUCCGCCGUGCCCCCGAUCCCGAAACCCUCCCCCAAGACCUCCGCCGCCCCGCCGUCGUCGCCCGCGGCCCAGACGGCGCGGGAGGUGUCCUCGGCCCUGUGGUGGCGCUACCGGUCCGCGACCCCGCAGCGGGUGAAGCUGACGGACGCCUUCAUGGCCUUCCUGGUCGCGGUGGGCGGGCUGCAGUUCGCGUACUGCGUGCUCGUGGGGAACUAUCCGUUCAACGCCUUCCUGUCCGGCUUCGGCGCCACGGUCGGGCAGUUCGUGCUCACGGCCAGCUUGCGGAUCCAGACGAAUCCGGAGAACCGGCGGGAGUUUGAGAGUGUCAGUCAUGAGCGGAAGAGGGCUUUUCUGGGGGAGACGGAGGGGUGA
This is a messenger RNA of Letharia lupina, 411 nucleotides long. RefSeq lists its product as uncharacterized. The record is from RefSeq and is a predicted model, not a curated record. Bases 1 to 411 code for a protein of 136 amino acids. Gene Ontology annotation, cellular component: oligosaccharyltransferase complex; membrane. Gene Ontology annotation, biological process: protein N-linked glycosylation. The transcript is spliced from 3 exons. Lineage: Eukaryota; Fungi; Ascomycota; Lecanoromycetes; Lecanorales; Parmeliaceae.